AUGACAGCCAAAGUCGCCCAGUAUAUCACGGUGAUCGACCGAUCGAACAAAGUGAUUGGUAACUCUAAACAGUUCAAAGAUGUCUUUCGAGAGGCCAAAGCGGCUUAUCAGGAACGCAAAGCCGAGAUCAAGGCUCAGCGAAAACUAAAAGAAGAGGCAGAACUACAGAAAGCCAUUCGUGCAGUGAGCAUACAGGACGAGCAAGAGAGGGCAAGCACUCAUGCAGAUCGCAGAAGUCCUGCCGGUUACCAAGAACGACCAAGAGCACAGCAUAUGUAUAGUAGCGACACAUCGCAAUGGGAAAGUGGUCGAAGCAGCCCUCGCGAAGGUCCUGCUCAACACAUGUCGCUUGGUCAAUUCAACGACCAUAUCUAUGGCCCGCAUGGCGCAGCAGCUUCAGCUCGUCGAGCCUCGCAUACGGUACCAGGCUCACCAGCUGCAGAAUGGGACUACUCUGAUCCGACAUCUCGAGGUUUAGUUCGCGCUCGGACUGAUCUGCCGUGGGAACAUCGCCAACGACCUUCCCAACAACUUAUCCGCUCACAAUCUGCCGACGACAUAGAUCUCGAUCUAGCAUAUGGCGAGUAUCACCCCGAAUCCCUCAUCGUCACAUCUCAAGAGCAAAAAGAGAACGAACUAAAAUCGCUCGUCUUGAAAUGCAGAAUGCUCCUCGAAGAAGCAGACUGUGCAGGCCAUUCCGCAAAAGCCAUAAUAGGACAUCUACAGAAGAACCCAGAUACGCUGGCCGCAGUAGGUCUGACUCUUGCUGAAAUAUCAAACAUAGUCGGGAAGAUGGCUCCAGGCGCAGUAGGCAUGAUCGCUAAGUCCGCGCCCGCUGUCAUGGCCCUGCUAGUCUCACCACAGUUCCUAAUCGCGGUUGGAGUCAGUGUAGGCGUCACCGUCAUUGCAAUUGGAGGUUACAAAAUCGUCAAGCGCAUCAAAGAGAAAGCUGCAAACGAAGACGCAGACCAGCAUAUCGGACCUGGUCUCGAUGAGGCAAUCGACGUCCACGAACUCGACAGAAUCGAGCAGUGGAGACGUGGCAUCAACACGACCGCUCAAGACGACGGCGGCAGUAUCAUCAGCGGCACGAGCGUCGAAGGAGAGUUUAUCACACCGUUCGCUGCGCAAAGCAUGGGUCACUUACCUGCGAAGUCUCUGGCUGGAAAGAGCAAGAAGAGCAGCAAAGACAAGAAAGCGGAUAAGGAGAGCAAGAAAGGCGAUGCGAAGAAGAAACACAGGAAACAUCGAAGUGGUAGUGAGGACACAGGCAGUGCAACUAGCCAAGGCACUGAGAGUACUUUCAAGACCAGCAGCACACUGGGCCAGAAAGACAAAAGCCUCAUCAAGGUGAAGAAACCGAGUCCAUUAAGUAGGAUGUUCAGUGGGACAAGCGUAAGGAGUUGA
This is a messenger RNA of Lithohypha guttulata, 1407 nucleotides long. RefSeq lists its product as uncharacterized. Bases 1 to 1407 code for a protein of 468 amino acids. NCBI's taxonomy places the organism in Eukaryota, Fungi, Ascomycota, Eurotiomycetes, Chaetothyriales, Trichomeriaceae. The record is from RefSeq and is a predicted model, not a curated record. The transcript has 2 exons.